Messenger RNA from Orussus abietinus, 2004 nucleotides. RefSeq names its product protein couch potato. NCBI's taxonomy places the organism in Eukaryota, Metazoa, Arthropoda, Insecta, Hymenoptera, Orussidae. Gene Ontology annotation, molecular function: protein binding. The transcript is spliced from 5 exons. Bases 121 to 2004 code for a protein of 627 amino acids. The record is from RefSeq and is a predicted model, not a curated record.
AUUAGUUUUCCGUCGUGCCAGUUAAUCCGCCGGCUAUCGCAAAUUAAUUAGGGAAAAUGUGAUCGCCACCGCGUUUCCUUGGUCGAGUUUGAUCGAGGUCGUCCCGAAAACCCUGCCAGGAUGAACAGCUCGCCGCAGGCCAACGAAGCCAACGCGGCGAGACGCGCCGGCAUCGACAACAGCGACGAGGAGGACUGGAGCGGAGUGUCGGCUGUUCUAGAGAAAUCAAAGUCGGAUAGAGUGUCCCGGCCAGGCGAGGAUAGACGUCGACGAACCAUUAUCGUCGAGAAAAAAAAUGGCACGUACGGCUUCACAUUACAGAGUUACGGGAUACAUUAUAAACGGGAGCAGGAGAUCGAAAUGGUCACAUACGUCGACUACGUGGAAUAUGAUGGACCAGCUUUUAAGGCCGGAAUGCGCGAGGGUGACGUUAUAUUGUCGAUAAAUGGCCACGAGAUGGACAGAGCCGACCACAAGACUUUAGUUAAUUUUAUCAAAAACUGCGACACCAGAAUGCGAAUGGUCGUGUCUUUUGAAGACUGCGUCAGGAAGGUGGAGCUGCACAUGCGAUACAUAGAACUGCAGCGAGCACUUCAGUCACGUUUAGGAGAACUGGAGCGCUUAUGCGAACGAGAACGGUCUAUCCUUAUGGGUCGAUGGAAGACCCAUUCACUGCCAGCGCGAAAAAGAACGCCGAAUAGUACAGUAACUAGUAAUCCAGGCCAACCGUCUCCGUCUUCUAGCUUCACUUCUUCAGCGGUCCAAUGUUGUCGCCCUGCAACUUCUACGGAGCACCUCCUUUUAUAUAGCGUGUAUGCUGAUGGGCGGCCUUGUCUUAUCCCACGAAGUGCAGCCUGCCUAAUAGCGGUUGGCCCUCCAAGAUCACGUAGCGAUCAUCAUCACUUUCUCUCGAAGACAACGAAUGAAAUUCCGGCCUCUUCUCGGCAUAGCUAUCACCAGGCUAAUGGCAUGGUCACUCCCGCUAAAACUAAGACGCACAAGUCUGUCCAGCAAUCUUGUUCCAGCGAGACUCAAACUCUACAUCCUAGUUCACAAAACAAUCUUUGCGUAGCUUGUAUUUCCAGUGCUAGUCAUCGCAGAGACCCCUCCGAUGGUGGAAGUUUAGAUGCGUAUGACUUAGCGAGCCCUUGUUGCGAUCCUAACUGUGUGCCUAGCAGAAGACGCAGAGAAAAACAGCGAAGAGCUCGUAAUGAACAGAGUCAUCAACAGCAACAACAGCAACAACAACAGCAGCAGCAGCAACAGCAACAAAUGCAACAAAUGCAUCACCAUUUAUCGCAGCAGCAACACACAACACAGUCACAGCAAUCACAGCAACAACCACAGCAACAACCACAGCAACAGCAUUCAUCGCACAAUUGUCCUCGUGCAUCGGGUCACAGCUUACAUUCUAUCACCAGCAGCGAAGUUUCCACUGCAGCUGAGAGCGCAGCAUCCUGUUCGACAUCACUGAGCACUGACACUUUAUACUGGGAUCCAAACAUUCACCAGCGUCCACCGCCUUGUCUGCAAUAUGCGAAACCUAAAUCAUGGGAUAAUUUGACUACUAAAGCAUUCGGAGGAUAUGGAUUUGGUUUCGGUUACCUGGAUACUGGGGCAAUAAAAACGCACAGCGCAGAAAGGCCUGCAAAGAGCUCUCAUGGUCGUGCCAAGACUCCUACAGGAGCUACGCAGCGUAGAACUGGCACAACGACGGUAUACUCGGCAGCAUCUGGACAUCAUUUUCAGCCUACAAAAUCAACAGAAAGCCUAUUAAUUCCUCCGCCUUAUCAAGGUGAUCUCGAUGCGAGUCUGAGCUGCGAAUGCUUAGACGGGCCUAGUCCAAGAUUCAUAUCGGUGCAACUAGAGAAGCACAAAAGGCAAGACGAGCCUAAUUAUAUUAGUAGCGGCACUAUAAAUCAUGCCCAGAUCAGACAUCGCCGGUCUAGUCAUUCCGAUGGAAAACUGCGAGCUAUGAACAAUUCCGAAGUAACACGACUAUAA